CAAAGGCGUUUGCAGCAGACCGCCCAGGAUAGUCGUAGAGUCAGAGAGCUCUGUUUCGCCUUCUGUUUGUGGAUCAUAACGGCUUCAUAUCAAGGCAUUUACAUCCCGAGACUUUCCAGCAGCCAUCAGCGUUCAACGGCGUUUAUUUUCUUCCGUCCUUCUCUGGCGACAAACCAGGCGAGCGCGGAAGAGAACGCGCAGCGAUGGGAAGAUACGGCGUGUUUUCAUUAGGUUACAUUUCCGAAGAAUGAUCCAUCCGUCUGUCGAUCACGUUUUACGAGCACAAACAUCCUCCUCUAUGCAUUGGACGUAGACUUUCGCAGCACAGAAGAGUUUUGAGCAUGCACGGCGCCUAAACAGAGGAAACCAACAGUUUUUACAAACACUUGGACCGAAUCUCGGCGUCUCGUCGCUUCGCCGACACUCUUGAUUUGAUCUUUGGAUGUAUUUUUUGCAAUAUUUUUGUGUCAUGGAGUGAUGUGCACCGUGCCAAACGCGCGUAGAUGUUGCGAAAUAACAUAUGAUGUUGCAGUUUUGGGGGUUUUCGGUUGAGAUGUGUCUUAUUUCAUUCACUAAACUUCAGUGUUGCACUAUUUGGCCAUGAGUCUUCAUCAGCAGCAUCAUUAGAAAGCAGUUGUGUGUAACCACGUUGAUGCUUGCCUUUUUAUUAUACACGAAUGUGAUGCUUUCACUACAUUUGCGUUCAGUUUAGUCUUCUAGCUGCGCAUCAUCUUCAGAAAUCUAUGUUUGUAGGGAGAUAGCUUGUAUAGUGAUUGAUUUGUGAUGCAUGUUGGCUGUGCAUGACAUUUUAGGCCACUAUAAUGCUGCUUUAACUUUUUAAGUUCAUGAAGCAUCAUCAUCUUCAGUUUAUUUGCAAGCAUUUGCUCGCCUAAUAAGGUGUAUAAUAUGCAUCAAUGACAUAUAUUGGCUGUGCAUACUAUUAUAGACUACACGAAUGCUGCUUUAACUCUUUAAAGUGCAUUUAUGUUCAUAAACGCAUAGUUUCUCCUACCAGUUGAGCAUUUAAAUAUGCAUUAACGUAAUGACUUUUGGCUGUGCGUAGUAUUAUAUGCUGCUUUAACUUUGUAGAGUACAUUUAAGUCCAUAUAGUUUCAUUUCGUGCCCUAGAUGGGCAUCCACAGUGUGUAGAUUGAUAGAUUUUGUUGCUUUGGCAUUGAAGACCUUGUAGUCUCAUUUCGGUCUCCCAGAUGAGAUGUUGCAUGACUGCUCUGAAACUAAAGGAAGCUGGUUUUGAAGCGCGCACUGAUGCGCAAUGACGCUGUUGUUGUGCGCAAAUGUGUUGACGCCACCUGUGGUCUCUUAAAUCGAUUGUUUCAGGAAGAUUUAGGCACUUCGGCCAGGAGAGAGUACAGUUUGCACAACAGCCGCGUUGCUUGCGCUUUCUAACCAAGUUUAGGUGUGUAUCCUCGUACGUAACGCGUAAGUGGAGAGUUUAAAUGGUGUUCCGAAAGUUACCCGGUGUCUCAGCAUCGGGCAUGGGGCUUCGUCUGUCUCAGAAAUUCGUGUUUUUGCUGUUCCUGUCGGGGCUGGUUACUCUGUGCUUCGGGGCACUUUUCUUUCUCCCCGACUCCGUGCGCCUCAAGCGCAUCUUUCUCUCCAAGAACGAGAAUCCCGCGGUGACCGUGGGCUCCGACAAUGAGCUUUCCAAAAAGGUGCUCGGGGAUCCAGAGCAUCAGCGGGCGGGUUCAAAAGGAGGCGAGGGUGGGAAUGUCAAGCUGAAAGUGAGCCGCAAGCCCUCGGUCACCCAUGGAGCGAGAACCGUGGAGAGAUCUGUUGGAAGUAGAGCGCAGGACGAGUGGAGUCCGGCGAGGGCGCACGAACCGGCGGCCAGGGACGAGCGGGUCACCUCGGCUGCUCGUAACGGGGAACGCGGGAGCGCUUACAACUAUGAGGCAUUUAAAAAGUGUCUGCUAAAAUCACCUUUGGGGAACAACAAGGGAACUCCAUCGGAUUCCGAGACGCUUCAGCGGAGGGAGAAAGUCAAAGAGAUGAUGAAGUUCGCCUGGGACAACUAUAAACGUUACGCUUGGGGAAAGAAUGAACUUCGGCCUCUGACCAGGAACGGACACAUCGGGAAUAUGUUUGGUGGACUCAGAGGAGCUUCUAUCGUGGAUUCUCUGGACACGCUGUACAUCAUGGGUUUGAUGGAGGAGUAUGAAGAAGCCAAGGAAUGGGUCCAAAACAACUUGGACCUGAACUCGAAUGGAGAAGCGUCCCUGUUUGAGGUGAACAUCCGUUACGUUGGCGGUCUUCUCUCUGCGUACUACCUGACGGGAGCUGAGAUAUUUAAGCAGAAGGUGGUGGAGCUGGGCGAGAAGUUGUUACCCGCCUUCAACACGCCCACCGGCAUUCCCAGAGGAGUCAUUAACCUGGGCAGCAGUGGCACCAGCUGGAGUUGGGGCUGGGCAUCGGCCGGCAGCAGCAUCCUGGCCGAGUUCGGCACGCUGCACCUGGAGUUCGUUCACCUGACCGAACUGUCCGGAAACCCCGUCUUCACUGAGAAGGUGAUGAACAUCCGAAAGCUGCUGAACAAAAUCGAGAAGCCUCACGGUCUCUAUCCCAACUUCCUGAGUCCCGUCAGUGGGAACUGGGUACAGCAUCAUGUGUCUAUUGGAGGUCUUGGGGACAGUUUCUACGAGUACCUGAUCAAAUCCUUCCUGAUGUCUGACAAGACGGAUCAGGAGGCCAAGAAGAUGUAUUACAGCGCUAUGGAGGCCAUUGAGACGAACCUGGUUCAGAAGUCUCCGGCUGGACUGACGUACGUGGCCGAGUGGCGAGGAGGAAUCCUGGACCAUAAGAUGGGGCAUCUGGCCUGUUUCUCCGGCGGGAUGAUUGGCAUUGGCGCUGACGACGGGCCGGCGGGACAGAGGCAGCACUACCUGGACCUGGCAGCUGAAAUCACUCACACCUGCCACGAGUCCUACAGCCGCUCAGCCACCAAACUCGGUCCAGAGGCGUUCCGCUUUGAUGCAGGAGCCGAGGCCACAGCCACCCGCCUGAGCGACCGCUACUACAUCCUGAGGCCAGAGGUCAUCGAGAGCUACAUGUACAUGUGGCGUUUGACCCACGACCCCAAAUACAGGGAGUGGGGCUGGGAGGCCGUGGAGGCGCUGGAGAAGCAUUGUCGCGUGGACGCGGGUUUCUCAGGAAUCAGAGACGUGUACGCCUCCACAGUCAGUCACGACAACAUGCAGCAGAGCUUCUUCCUGUCCGAGACUCUCAAAUACCUGUACCUGCUGUUCUCGGACGACGACCUGCUCCCGCUGGAGGACUGGGUGUUUAACACGGAGGCUCAUCCGCUGCCCGUCAUACGCAAGACGUGCCUGCGGGAGCACGGCAGCACGCGAGGCGACGGACAGACCAACCUGGAGUAGUAUUUACCAUCACACACACACAAACACGGAUUCAACCUCACGGGUCCUGACGUGGAUUCUCAGCUCCUUUCCUGCAAAGGAUCUCUUCAUAUAUAUAUAUAUAUAUAAAAUAUACGCUGUGAUUGUAUAUCUCUGAGCCGAGACUUCCCGCUCUCCUCGGCGGGCGGAAGCCGGCGCAAUUUUCCGUGGACAAUCAGUGAAACGUGACUUUCAUGAGAAGAGCACCUUUUUUCUUUGCUUCUUUCCUCUGUGAGGAAAAAAAACGAAUAACUUGCAGCCCCGAAUCUGUGGGAGGAGUGCCGUACGAUGGCGGGCCGUGCUGAGCGAAAGAGAAAACCACUUUUCUUCACGUCUCACCUGUAAUUUAUCUUUUCUUUCAUCCUUUCAUUGUGCAUUCCUUUCUCGUUUCUUCUGCCAAAGCGUUCGCCGUCUUUAUUAUUUCGUUUCCUCUCCCCGCCCGUGAUAUAUUUUGUUCUAUCUAGUUUCCAGUCCAAUUUUGUGCUAUGAUUUUUUUCUUUAUUAUUUCGAGGACUGAGGUAUUUACACACCUGGCAAAAGGAUCCUUCGUGAAGUGUGUUGUACAGGAAGUCGAAUGAUGUCGUUGGCAAGGCAGGAUUGUUUUAUGUGAUUUUUAAACUUAAACUUGUAUUUUUUUUACGCUUUAACUGCGUUGUGAGCCUCGGUGUUGUGCACGACAUGCCAUGUUUCGAAGACCAGCAUCACGAGAGUGGAAAAACACGCACUUGCACUGACACCGCAUGGCCACUAGGGCUGGGCGAUCAUGUGUUGAAUAUUCAUUAUGGCUUUUGCUAGAGAUUGAGUCAUCCAAUUAUUUUAAUGCACUCUCAUUUUCAUGAAUCACAUUAAAUGAAUCAGAUGCAUUUGCAUCAUUGCUCAAAAAUGCUAAUGAUUGUGAAUCAUGAUUAUUUUAAUGCACUUUUUUAAUUUGUCCAGUAAGUUUCAUAAAAAUUAGAUUCAAAAACCUUAAAACAAGCAUUUUUUUUUAUCAUGCUGGAGAUUAUAAAAUACACUAUUUUUAGAAAGCACUUUUUUUAUUAAACUAGUUUAGUAAUUCAUCUGCAUUGUCAAAAUGGCAUUUAAGUUUGAUUCAUUUCUGUGAAUCAGUUCAGAUUGUCCAUUUCAAUAAAGAAAUUCAAAGAUCCUCAAAAAUGCUAAUGAUUGUGAAUCAUGAUUAUUUUAAUGCAUUUUUUAAUUUUCCUACUAAGUUUCCUAAAGAUUGCAUCAUCAGACUGGUUUCUUGAUUCUUCUUUAGUAUCAAAAACAGCAUUUAUGUUUGAUUCAUUUACAUGAAUCGAUUCAAAAACCUUGAAACAAAGAUGCAUUUGCAUCAUUGCUCAAAAAUCCUAAUGAUUAUGAAUUACGAUUAUUUUAAUGUGCUUUUUCAUUUGUCCAUUAAGUUUCGUAAAAAUUAGAUUCAAAAACCCUAAAACAAGCCUUUUUUUUAUCAUGCUGGAGAUUAUAAAAUACACUAUUUUUAGAAAGCACUUUUUUUAUUAAACUAGUUUAGUAAUUCAUCUGCAUUGUCAAAAUGGCAUUUAAGUUUGAUUCAUUUCUGUGAAUCAGUUCAGAUUGUCCAUUUCAAUAAAGUGAUUCAAAGAUCCUCAAAAAUGCUAAUGAUUGUGAAUCAUGAUUAUUUUAAUGCACUUUUUAAUUUGUCCACUAAGUUUCCUAAAGACUGCAUCAUCAGACUAGUUUCAUUAAAACAGCAUUUAUGUUUGAUUCAUUUACAUUCAUUUAAACGAUUCGAACUGUAUGUUUCAAUGAAUCAAUUCAAAAACCUUGAAACAAAGAUGCAUUUGCAUCAUUGCUCAAAAAUCCUAAUGAUUAUGAAUCAUGAUUAUUUUAAUGUGCUUUUUAAUUUGUCCACUAAGUUUCCUAAAGAUUGCAUCAUCAGACUACUUUCUUGAUUCUUUAGUAUCAAAAACAGCAUUUAUGUUUGAUUGAUUUACAUGAAUCGAUUCAAACUGUACGUUUCAAUGAAUCAAAUCAAAAACCUUGAAACAAAGAUGCAUUUGCAUCAUUGCUUAAAAAUCCUAAUGAUUGUAAAUCACAAUUAUUUUAAUGCACUUUUUAAUUUGUCCAUUAUGUUUCAAAAAAUUUGAUUCAAAAACCUUAAAAAUGAUUCAUUUCUGUGAUUCGGUUCAUUUGUCUAUUUCAAUAAACGAUUAAAAAGGCUAAAACAAAUAAUGCAUUUGCAUUAUCGCUCAAAAAUUUAAAGAUUGUGAAUCAUGCUUAUUCUAAUGUACUUUUUAAUUUGUCCAUUAAGUUUCCUAAAGAUUGCAUCAUCAGACUAGUUUCAUAUUUCUUCUUCAAAUCAAAACAUUUAAAUUUGAUUAAUCUUUGUAAAUCACUUCAAACUGCAUGUUUUAAUGAAUCGAUUCAAUUCUAAAGUAGAGAUACAUUUGCAUUAUCACUAAAACAAUGCACUAAGUUUGUGAACCACACAGCUAUUUAAAUGCGCUUUUUUGAUUUGUCCAUUAAUUUUCCUAAAUAUUGAGUUGUAAAAAUAGUUUUAUGAUUCUUCUUCAGUGUCAAAACAGCAUUUAAGUUUGAUUCAUUUCCGUGAGUCACUUCAAACUAUUUUAAAUGAAUGGAUUCAAAACUCUAAAGCAAAGAUGCAUUUGCAUCAUCACUCAAAAAUGCUUGAGAUUGUGAAUCAUUUUAAUGUGAAAAUUACAUCCUCAGACUAGUUUCAUGAUUGUUCUGCAAUGUCAAAAACAGCAUUCAAGUGAUUCACUUCAAACUGACCAGUUCAACAAACCGAUAACCCUAAAACAAAGAUGCAUUUGAAUCAUCACUUAAAAAUCAUAAUGACUGUGAAUCUCAAUUAUUUUUAUGUCCAUUAAGUUUCAUAAAAAUAGUUUCAUGAUUCUUCUUCAGUAUCAAAAACAACAUUUAAAUCUGUGCAUUUGCAUUUUAGUAAAUCGUUUUAUUUCUGAAAUUAUGCAUUUGCAUUAUCACAAAAAAAAAAAAUCAUACAAGCAUUUUAAUCUACUUUUUAAAAUUAAGAUUAAAGAAUCAUGAAUGAACUUAAUGGACAAAAUUAAAAGUGCGUUAAAAUAAGAUUCACAAUCAUUAGCAUCAGACUAGUUUUAUGGUUCGUCAGUAUCAAAAACAACAUUUAAGUUUGAUUCACUGAUGUGAAUCAGUUCAAAUGAAUCAAUUCAAAAACCCUAGAACAAAAUGCAUUUACAUCAUCACUGCUUAUUUUAAUUAUUUUAAUGCUCUUUUUAAAUUUGUCAUUUAUGCCUCUGAAAAACUGUCAUCGCACUAGUUUCAUGAUUCUUUUACAGCAUGUAAGUUUAACUCACUUCCAUGAAUCAGUUCAGAUCUCUAAACAAAUUUGCUUUUGCAUGAUCUCUCAAAAAUGCUGGAGAUCUUAAAUCACGCAAUUAUUUUAAUUUGUUCAUUAAUACUGCGUCACACUAGUUUCAUGAUUGUUCUUCAGUAUCAAAAGCAGCGAUUCAGUUUGAUUCAUUUCUGUGAAUCAGUUCAGAUGAAUCAAUUUAAAACUCUGAAGCAAAGAUGCAUUUGCAUCAUCACUCAAAAAUGUUCUCAAAGUCCACAUUUGGUGUUUUUGUAAUAUGGUUUUAGUAUGACCAUGUACUGUUAUAUUGGUGCGUAUAAAUGAAAACGAUUCAGCUGUGAAUAACACAUUGUACCGUUUCCCCCAAAAUCAGCAGGAAAUGUGAAAUCGCCUGCUUUUUUAACUUUAUCGCCCAGCCCUGUCGGCCACAGUCGUCUCAAAGCAUCGAUGCUGAAUGUGAAUGUUUUUUUUUCCCGGGGUUUUUGUCCCCGAAGCAACGCCGUCAGACACAGUAAAGGUGAAACGAGUCUGUACAGGAUGAAUGUGAGCGAUUCAUGUCAUUAAUUGUUCCUAUUUUCUCUUUCUCUUUUCUAAUUUUUAUGGACGUUUCUGAAAGACUCGCUCUUUUCGUUUUCCUCAGGUGUUUCUGUACAAGUUUUGAUUACAGUUAUUUGCACUAUUCAUUACGGUAGUGCCAAUCAUUGUUAAUUUGAACGUCUUCUGUCUCUCAUUGUUGAAUAUUUUCAAAUACUGGUAAAAGAUCUGUGCGAUUUAUACAUUUAAAACGAGUGCACAAAUG
Molecule: messenger RNA, 7522 nt
Organism: Labeo rohita (rohu)
Lineage: Eukaryota; Metazoa; Chordata; Actinopteri; Cypriniformes; Cyprinidae
Product: mannosyl-oligosaccharide 1,2-alpha-mannosidase IA
Exons: 12
Coding region: 1458-3395 (645 amino acids)
Biological process (GO): carbohydrate metabolic process; N-glycan processing
Cellular component (GO): extracellular exosome; endoplasmic reticulum; Golgi membrane
Molecular function (GO): calcium ion binding; mannosyl-oligosaccharide 1,2-alpha-mannosidase activity
Source: RefSeq, a predicted model, not a curated record